Gopherus flavomarginatus (Mexican gopher tortoise) is the source of this 1064-nucleotide messenger RNA. RefSeq lists its product as uncharacterized. Bases 351 to 1028 code for a protein of 225 amino acids. The record is from RefSeq and is a predicted model, not a curated record. Lineage: Eukaryota; Metazoa; Chordata; Testudines; Testudinidae. The transcript is spliced from 2 exons.
UCUUACCAAGAAUGCAUGUUUUAGAAAUCAUGGAAAGGCUGAGAGGAAACAUGGACUCCUUCACCUCCCCCGUGAGAACUUCAGACUUUGUUUUAGCCCUGAGAGCCUUUGACCAUCCAUGGAGAAAGCGCUACAUCAGUGACAGUUCUGAGAAGGAGAGAGUGGCCCAGCUGUCGAUGGAUAUGCCAUUGAUGGAUACACCGGAACCCAAACCCAAAUCCCAAGUGCUUGUGAGACACCUGAAGAGUGUGGUGGUCUCUCGUCAUCUACUCCCCUGGAGGAGGAAAGCGAAUGCAGCCCGGGGGAGUCACCGGCCAACAAGGUGAACAGAAAAGACGUCACUCAGCCCGAUGAUGCCUUUCUGGAGGACCUGGAGGCCAUGGAAAGCAUUGCAUCAAGCAGCAAAGAUGAACCGGGCCCGCCUUGGUUUUGCUCAACGCCGAUACAAAUUGCUGAAGGAGGACUCCGAGGGUGACGGCUAUGAGGAGUUUAGGAGGAAGCUUGGCAUGGAACUAACUGAGCCAGUGCCAUGUUGUGAGCGUGAAAAGGUCAUGUGGACUAUUGUGCGUGUUGCUGUUUAUGCUGUCCUUAAUCCCUGUCUUAGGGAAAAGCUUUUUGAAGAUUGUGAGGGCUGUGUCAUAGAUGCGUCAGGCCAGCAGCACUGUGUGACUUGGACUUCGAAGCAUAUAAACUGCAAGCUCCGGGGCCUGUGUCCUGAGCUGUAUUUGGAAAGCUUAUUGAACACUGUUAUUACCAUAGGUUAUGCUGUGCAAUGUCUGUGCCUAACCCAAGAACAUUUAAAGCAAGGGGUGGCCUCGAUAAAUGCUGUGCAAUUCAGUGGAGACCCUGACUGUGUUUUAGAGAAAAUGACCAAACCAGAAGAUGCCGGCUUACAGCGAUAUAUUCACCGUCUGGUCCACACAAAAAGUUAUAGAACACUGCUUAAGAAAAAGACUCUUUGUAAGAAAUGUAAAAGGAUUAAGUUAGAGAAUGGUGAGGGGACAAACAUGCGAUAUAAAACUUGGUAGCUGUAAAUAAAUAAAUUAAAAAUCUAUUGAAAAGGG